Messenger RNA from Elephantulus edwardii (Cape elephant shrew), 1530 nucleotides. It is a transcript of the gene SCARB1, whose product is annotated as scavenger receptor class B, member 1. Bases 1 to 1530 code for a protein of 509 amino acids. Gene Ontology annotation, cellular component: caveola; cytoplasm. Gene Ontology annotation, molecular function: lipid binding; scavenger receptor activity; low-density lipoprotein particle binding. The record is from RefSeq and is a predicted model, not a curated record. NCBI's taxonomy places the organism in Eukaryota, Metazoa, Chordata, Mammalia, Macroscelidea, Macroscelididae. Gene Ontology annotation, biological process: cholesterol efflux; plasma lipoprotein particle clearance; cholesterol import. The transcript is spliced from 12 exons.
AUGGGCAGCCGCGCCGGAGCGCGCCGGGCGGCCGCGGCACUGGGCAUCACCGGGCUGCUGUGCGCCGGGCUGGGCGCCGUCAUGAUCGCCCUGCUCCCUAAGCUCAUCCACCAGCAGGUCCUCAAGAAUGUGCGCAUCGACCCAAGCAGUCUGUCCUUCAACAUGUGGAAGGAGAUACCUGUCCCGUUCUACCUCUCUGUCUACUUCUUCCACGUGCUCAACCCCAACGAGAUCCUGAAGGGCGAGAAGCCGCAGGUGCAGGAGCGCGGGCCCUACGUGUACAGAGAGUUCAGGCACAAGAUCAACAUCACUUUCAACGACAAUGACACGGUGUCCUUCCGGGAGCACCGCAGCUUUCAGUUCCAGCCCAGCAGGUCCGGCGGCUUGGAGAGCGACUACAUCGUCAUGCCCAACAUCGUGGUCCUGGCUGCAUCCACGAUGAUGGAGCACAAGCCAGCGCCCCUGAAGUUUUUGUUGACGGUGGGCCUCAGCACCAUGGGGGAGCGUGCCUUCAUGAACCACACUGUGGGCGAGAUCAUGUGGGGCUACAACAGCCCCCUGUUGAACUUCAUCAGCAACAACCUCCCAGACAUGUUCCCUGUCAAGGGUAAAUUCGGCCUGUUCGCCGAGCUCAACAACUCCGACUCCGGGCUCUUCACCGUGUUCACGGGUGUCAAGGACCUCAACAGGAUCCACUUCGUGGACAAGUGGAACGGGGUCAGCAAGGUCAACUUCUGGCGUUCCGACCAGUGCAACAUGAUCAACGGAACCUCUGGACAAAUGUGGCCACCGUUCAUGACCCCCGAGUCCUCGCUGGAGUUCUACAGCCCAGAGGCCUGCCGGUCCAUGAAGCUGGUGUACAAGGAGGCAGGGGUGUUCGAAGGCAUCCCCAUCUUCCGCUUCAUGGCUCCCCCCACCUUAUUUGCCAACGGAUCUGUCUACCCACCUAACGAGGGCUUCUGCCCGUGUCUGGAGUCCGGGAUUCAGAACGUGAGCACCUGCCGAUUCGGUGCACCUCUGUUUCUUUCCCAGCCUCACUUCUACAAUGCAGACCCCAUCUUGGCUGAGGCGGUGACUGGCCUUCACCCAAACAAAAAAGACCAUUCCUUAUUUCUGGACAUUCACCCGGUCACCGGGAUCCCCAUGAACUGCUCGGUGAAGCUGCAGCUGAGCAUCUACAUGAAGGCCAUCAGGGGCAUCGGGCAAACCGGCAAAAUCAAUCCCGUGGUCCUGCCCCUGGUGUGGUUUGAAGAGAGUGGCGCCAUGGAGGGCGAGACCCUGCGAGUCUUCUACAAGCAGCUGGUGCUGCUGCCCAAGGUGCUGCACUACCUCCAGUACGUGCUCCUCGCCGUGGGCUGCGCGCUGCUGCUCUUUCCCGUGGUGUACCAGAUCCGGAGCCAGGAGAAAUGUUAUUUAUUUUGGAGUAGUAGUAAAAAGGGCUCAAAGAAUAAAGAGGCCAUUCAGGCUUAUUCCGAAUCCUUGAUGACCACGCCUCCCAAGGGGACUGUACUGCAAGAAGCAAAGCUCUAG